AUGGUAAAAACAAAGAAACAAGUGGUUGAAUUAUUAUACAAGAACCGAAAAGAAGAAAAGCAACAGCAGCAGCAGCAAAAUGAUAUUUUAUUUAAACAAACGACUCCUGAAUUUUAUGAUAAUCCAUCAUCUAGUAAAAAUUCUUUUUUACAGUCUAUGUUUAAUUAUUUAACAACAGAAGAAAUAAAAGAAAUGUUGAUUGAUUGUGAAGAUAAAGAGGAAGAAGCUAUUUUACGGAUGAUGACACAAUCUAAUUAUUUGCAGUCUAUACAAGAUAAAAUAAAACAUAGACUUUUCUUAUCUUGUUGUAAAAAUGAAAAACCCAGUGAUGAUACCAUAGCUACAGUACAACAACUGUCACACACUAAGAUAGGAGCUAACAGGCUAUUCAAGAAAGAAAAAACAAAAAGAAAUCCGGUAUUAGUGGUAGAACAAGUUCAGCUAUUCAAUAAUAAAAUAACACAAAAAGUCGAUACGAAUGUCAAUACAACUAAAGUACAGUUAAAAAAAUCAAAAAUGGGUCGUCUGGCAUUAGAUGAUGCACUUCAACAGUUACGUGACACUCAGCAACAGGAUCCCUUCUCGGGUUGGUCAGAAGCAAGAAAGAGGGCCUACAAAAUGAUUGAAAGAAACCCGAAUAGUUAUUAUUAUCGAUUUAAUGCACCAGGAGAACAGCAACGAAAGGGUAAAUGGACUGAAGAAGAAACUAAAUUAUUUAUGCAAAGAUUAUCUGAGAUGGGUGCUAAUUCACAGUGGGGCCUAUUUUCAAUAGCGAUUCCUGGAAGAGUAGGAUAUCAGUGUUCUAAUUAUUAUAGAUUUAUGAUUGAAUCUGGACAAAUUGAAGAUCCCAACUAUAUUUUAGACGAGAAGGGAAAGGCACAUUACUUGUUUGAUAAGAAGACGAAGGAUGGAGGAAUCGAAAAGAUAUUACGCAAGCAUAGUAAACAUGAAAGUAAGAAAAGUAUCGAAAUAUCAACUGUUAAAGCAGUAUCAAAGCAAAAUGAGGAUGAUAAUGAUGAUGAUUACACAUCAAAUAAUAAUAAAAGGACAAUAGCAAAAACCAGUCAAGUUACAAGAAAAGUACAUCCAUUGAUAUUGCCUCGUAUAGCAGAGUUAAAAUAA
Molecule: messenger RNA, 1122 nt
Organism: Cokeromyces recurvatus
Lineage: Eukaryota; Fungi; Mucoromycota; Mucoromycetes; Mucorales; Mucoraceae
Exons: 5
Coding region: 1-1122 (373 amino acids)
Source: RefSeq, a predicted model, not a curated record